Messenger RNA from Stereum hirsutum FP-91666 SS1, 1457 nucleotides. Its product is annotated as acyl-CoA dehydrogenase NM domain-like protein. Lineage: Eukaryota; Fungi; Basidiomycota; Agaricomycetes; Russulales; Stereaceae. Gene Ontology annotation, molecular function: flavin adenine dinucleotide binding; 3-methylbutanoyl-CoA dehydrogenase activity. The transcript is spliced from 9 exons. Bases 48 to 1325 code for a protein of 425 amino acids. The record is from RefSeq and is a predicted model, not a curated record. Gene Ontology annotation, biological process: L-leucine catabolic process.
CUUGUCUCUCAGCAUCACCUUUAAACCCCGUUAUCUUGAACCUGAAGAUGCUAGCAUCACUUCGUCGGCGAACUUCUACUCACCAUCGUCUGACAAGCCCAAGCCUUUCGAAUCGGACACUUGGGGCUCGGAUACCUAGGCGUUUCGCAUCGACGUCAACUUAUAAUGUCCACAUAGCUGGAUUAUACGAGGAGCAGACCGAGUUCCGAGAAGCUGUUGCUGAGUUUGCGCAGAAAGAAGUUGCUCCGCGAGCUGGUGAGAUUGACAAGACGAAUAACUCUCCUAUGGAUAUAUGGCCCAAGCUCGGCGACAUGGGUCUUCUCGGUGUCACUGUAUCUCCCGAGUACGGCGGACUCGGCCUGGGUUACUUCGCUCACACUCUCGCGAUGGAAGAGCUCUCUCGGGCCUCAGGUUCAGUUGCUCUUUCUUACGGCGCCCACUCCAAUCUCUGCGUCAACCAGAUUCACAGACAUGGGACGGAAGAGCAGAAGAGGAGGUAUCUACCACCAUUGGUGAGCGGGGAGAAGGUGGGAGCGUUGGCGAUGAGUGAGCCCGGCGCGGGGAGUGAUGUUGUCAGUAUGAAGUUAAGGGCAGAUAAGGUGGAUGGUGGAUGGAGGUUGAACGGGAAUAAGUUCUGGAUUACUAACGGGCCUAUCGCCUCGACAUUGGUGGUAUACGGGAAGACUUCACCGGAGAAAGGUUCUAAAGGAAUUACAGCCUUUAUCAUCGAAAAUACGUUCAAGGGCUUCUCGACACACCAGAAGUUGGACAAGGUUGGUAUGCGAGGGAGCGACACCUGUGAGCUGGUAUUUGAGAAUUGUGAAGUUCCAGAGGAGAACGUGCUCGGUAAGCUCGACAAAGGCGCUGCUGUACUGAUGUCUGGGCUUGAUCUCGAACGCCUUGUUCUCAGCGGUGGGCCACUGGGUCUCAUGCAAGCAGCGUUUGACUACGCUGUUGAGUAUGUCCAUGACCGCAAACAGUUCGAUCAACCAAUUGGGACGUUCCAGCUCAUGCAAGCCAAGAUUGCGGACAUGUAUACGAGCUUGAAUGCUAGUCGAUCGUACGUGUACGCCGUGGCGCGAGCUUGCGACAAGGGCCAGAUCAGCCGACGGGAUUGUGCUGGUGCAAUACUCUACUCUACCGAGAAGGCAAUCGAAGUGGCUCUCGAGGCAAUGCAAUGUCUAGGAGGAAAUGGAUACAUAAAUGACUAUCCUAUGGGGAGAAUAUUGCGGGACUCCAGGUUGUACGCCGUCGGUGCAGGUACUCAGGAGAUCAGAAGGAUGCUCAUUGGGAGAGAGUUUAACCAAGAGUUUUUGCGGCAAUGAUGGGGCGUUUCAUGUCGAGGCCUACCAGAAAUACUCAUACACUCUUUUUCUGGACGUCCUUGUAUACCAUGCAUAGUAUAGACUGUACCAUCCUCACCGUCCCAUGCUAGAACGCAGUGGCACCAAUUCAAG